UCAGUAGUGGUUUAUGUGAGGUGUCUGCUGCCCUCGGAAGUGAAAAAUAGUAAGACAAACAGCAAGGACAGCGUUAGCCAAGAACAAGAUAAUAAAAAAUACAUCAUAUCUGCAUAAGCAGAACGAAAACACUCUCCUAAUACAGGAUAAGAUUAGUUUCAUACACAAUUCAAUAACUACAUUUUCUUUCUACGACCAGAAUUUCUGUUUGCCAUAUUUGGUCAAUUUGAGGAGCAAAGCUAACGUUACAGGGCUCGAGUUAGCCACUUCGAAAGGAAGACUACAUUUUAUCAUCUUCCCUUCCUUUACGGAAGAGAAAAGCAAUAACCAGAUACAAGAUGAGGCUAGUCGUGCCCAAGGAUUGUAAUGAUUGAUCCGUGAUCCAAUGCCUUCAAAGUUUCUGUAUUGGAUAGACUACCGUGGACAAUGGCGCCUGCCAUUCCAGUAUUAUUCAGCUGUCCUUAUCUGACACUUCAGCCCUGUCAGUGUCAGAGAAGGUGCUGUCAGUGAGAAUGGGUCAAGGUCCCUACCUGCCGUGAGAUUGGAGACUUUUUUUGGCACUUUAAUCAAGAGACAGGGCGGAAGAUGGAGAAAGGGGUGGCUGAGAGCGAGAUGGAGGAAGAGACAUGGACUGUAGAGGCAGCUGAGGAGAGCCCUGAAGAGCUGCCCUCAGGUGUUCCUACCCUCUUGUCUUCCACCUCCAUGCCUGACCAGUGGGAAGUCAGAGGAGAUGAGGAAAGUCAUCAACCAGUUCCCAAAGAGGACAUGACAGACUAUCUCAAAGCUACCCCUCAGGAUAUCCCAACUCCAAUCAACCAGGACUCAGGAGAAGCAGAGUAUUGUGGGAUUGCAGAGGCCAAAGAGGAUGAAGUCUCUCUGAAACAGGAAGGGGCGGAGCAUGUGGUCAGAGAAGGAAAUGAGGAGACUGAGGGUGGAGAUGAAGACGAGAAUGGAGGAGGAGGCCGAAACGAAGUCGGGAGGGAGCCUGGCAUGAACGGGGAGUCGGGAUGGAAGAGCUCAGGGGCCGGAGGGAGGAAAGGCCGGUUCCGGAACAGCGGAGGAGGAGUGAUGGCAGCCUCCGAGCAGAAUACCCAGGCUACAUCAUCAUCCUACCUCCCUAAAGGGUCCCUGUCAUCGGGCGGUGGGAGGCACAAGCAGGCCCGGAGGCGCAACCACCACCACCAUCAGGGCCGGGGCCGGCGGCAGACAGGCACCCAGCUUACCUUGGCCUUCAGGGAGCUGCUGUCAGAGUCGCUCAGUCCCUGGUGCAUCUCCUGUAUCCACAUGGUGGUGGAGCUCAUUGUCUCUGUGACCCACCGCUGCGGGGUGGCCGUGGAAGCCGCAGGGGUAGCCCUCUAUGACCUCGGCUCACAGCUACUCAACAAGGUCACAGACGUGCCGGGGAUGAAGGCGGACGCCCGGCGUGUGCUGGAGAGGGUGAGUUGCGCUGGAACGGUCCUGGUGGAUAAGAGUAUCCGGUCGAUGGAGUGGGUCUGGCAGGCCUCCCUGACCUGCUUCGGACUCCUCUGUGCUGUGGUGCUACUGGGUUCCCAGUGGGCCCGGUUCACGCUCGUCCGGCUGGGUGGGGAGAGGGGCCAGCGGUGGUGGACAGCCGUGCAGGACUCCAAGGUCUGGAGGAGGGUGGCCUCGCUGGUGCAGAGGAUCAGCGGCUGGUUCAGGAGGAGGAGAGGCACCACUACCCAGGUGCCCCCUUUCACCCCAGAUUCUCCCGGUGGAGCAGUUAGGUACCAGCCUGGGCAGGAGCUGGAGAGACUGCUGGCGCUGGCUCAGGUCCCUGAAGAGGAGCUGGACCCUUUUAUAGUGUUGGGGGUGGAGGCCCACGCAACUGAAGCUGAGCUAAAAAGGGCCUACAGACAGUUGGCUGUUCAGAUCCAUCCAGACAAGAACAAGCACCCGCGUGCUGGGGAGGCCUUUAAGGUGCUCAGGGCUGCCUGGGACAUCGUCAGUAACCCAGAGACACGGAGGGAAUACGAGCUGAAGCGCAUGGCGCAGACGGAACUCUCCAAGUCGAUGAAUGAGUUCCUCACCAAACUGCAGGAUGACCUGAAGGAAGCUAUGAACACCAUGAUGUGUACGAAGUGUGAGGGUAAACACAGGAGGUUUGAGAUGGACCGGGAGCCUGCUGAGGCACGGUUCUGUGCAGAGUGUAACAGACGCCACAGCGCCGAAGAGGGAGACCUGUGGGCCGAGUCCAGCCUCCUAGGCUUACGCAUCACCUACUUCGCCUGCAUGGAUGGCAAGGUCUACGACAUCACAGAGUGGGCCGGGUGCCAGAGGAUAGGCAUCUCUCCAGACACACACCGCGUGCCCUAUCACAUCUCCUUCGGCUCCAAGAACAACAGUAGCUCCACGCAGCGCCACAGGACACCUGCAGGCCCAGAGCACCCUCCUCCAGGCCCGACCAACUCCGCUGACCUGCAGGACUUCUUCAACCGCAUCUUCCAAGGGGGACCUCCCCCCGACAUGGCUGCCAACGGGGGUUUCUUCCCCUCAGGACCGCCCCCCCACCAACCCUCUGGUGCUGGACCGGGACCUAGUGGACCUUUCUCCCCUCCUCCACCACAGACUGGCUUCUUCAUGCCUCCUGGAGGGUCCCGGCCGGAGCCCAGUGAGACGUGGGCGGAUAGCGGAGGCAAGCCUCCACCCCGCAGGAGGAGAAAGGUCCGCAAGCCCUUCCAGAGGUGAGAGCGGCCGUUGUUGUGACGUGUCAUCGUAGCAACACGGGGACACUCAACACACGGCCAUGUCUGUCGACGAGCCUGGACCUCCCCCUACUGUACAUAAGUUGAAGGGUCAGUCAAACUCAGGAAGAUUCACACGGGUCAGGGGCUGCCUCAUGUAUCAAAGACUGGCAAUACAGAGGCCAUGAGCCAGAGGUUAGAGUCUGGACCAUGUAGAAGAAGGAACUAACUCAGAGUUGAAGUAUAUUUGGGGUUAGGAGGUGACAGUCUUUUUGCUUCUCCCCCUCACAUUGUUUUUUUUCUCUUGAAACAGCUGUAGCCAUGCCACUGAUUAUCACAAGCCUAUUGCUAACAAUGCAAACAUUUCCUUAGGUCUUACUUCCCUCCACAAUCCUGCAUCAUUACAUGCCAUUGGACGCUUAUAUUCUUGACACGUUUGUAAUUAUUUUUUUAAACAAAAAAGGUAAUCUAUUCUUGCUUCAGGUCUUGGCGCAGACUGUGAAACUGUGUGUGUUAGUGUGAGAGGGGACAGGGCUGGAAGAAGCCAAUCACAAUUUAUGAAUUGCUGGAUCGAACGGCUCAAGCUACAUCUUGCUUUGACACACCCAUCCUUCCGCCCGUUGCCUUCUUUGAUCAAUUGUUAUCUGGUUAGAUUAUCAUUUGAGCAACUGAUUUUCUGCCAUUUUUAUUACUUUUAAUGAAGUUAGAGUGAACGUUUGCAUAGUUGUGACAUUUUGUCACUAUUGGAAAGUAAGUUGGUGUGUGAAAGUUCUCUCUGCCAAACAUAGAUAUCAACUCUGUCUAGAGUACAGUGAAUACUUUAGUCUAUCUCUCAACAAAUUGAAUCCCACGUAGAAGCACUAUGAUGAGGCAUCAGACUUAAGCAGGUUCACAUUAAAAUCAAGACUGUUAUAUUGUGAGAGUCAAGGACCUAGGCUAUUUACUGCUUUCAGUCCCUAAGUAUUGGUGUUAUUGUCUGGACGGCAUCCUAUGGAUCAAGAAAAGGCUAGUUUCAGCUCCUAAUUGCAUUUCAGCACCCUUUAAAGAUUGGAGGUGACAAAGUUUCCAUUGAGAACACAAUGACUGUGCAGUGUAAAAGAUUAGCUAUCAGAGGCUACUCUUUGACAUUUACUUUCCAACAGUUUAAAGGUUGAUUGAAAGACAGGGGAGCUGAAUGUCAACACUAAGAGUUCUAUUACCACCACAUUUUAUUUCAAAGAAAAGCUACCACUGCCUUCGCUUUCACCCCACGCUCAGACAGUAUACUCCAGAUUGAAGAGGGAUAGAGCGAACAGAAUUCAGAUCUCUAACAAUAUGUCUCAUUAUGGCAAAUCAUUGUAUUUUUCCUGUGGAGAUGGCGUAUUGGAAAUAAAUGUGGUAAAAGUUGGUCAAAUUCCUCUUAAAUGUUAAGAGGUCUGGGGCAAUAUGAAUCAAGCUUCCUCAGAGUAGGAUCAGGCCUGUCCAUGAAAAGGCUAAACUGAUCCUAGAUCAGUGCUGCUACUCUGAGACGCUUAAUGAAUACGGGCCCUGGUAUCGUUCCAUUAGCCUCUUGUUGGUUGUACCUUUGAUUUGUGUCAUUCUGUGGAUGUUGGGAGAUUAAGUGGUGCCUAAGGUCCCUUGUUGCACAUGUUUAUUUGCUCUCUUUAAAGUGAAAAAAGCUGAAUGCAAUUGGCCACUUAAAUGGAGGUAUUAUAGGAGGUUUAAUUUAAUCUCAGUUUUAGGCUGAAUUGCUUGUGCUGUCAAUUUAUGUUUUAGAUACCCUAGUUGACUUGAGAAUGUAUGGCUUAAGUAGCAGCCUAAAACGGCAAGUCAACUAACGGCUCCCAGCGUGGAAAAAGAGCCAAGAUCCCAGAUUAAUUUUUGUUUUUCCCAUGAUAUUUUAAAACAGUAUAUGCAACAAAAAAAAGAUUGCAAAAAAUAUGACAAUCGGCGUUAAAUGUGCAUUUUUUAAAUUUAUUUUGGGGGUAGGAAAGUGUGAGUUUGCUGGCAAGAGUUUAUUGCAAUUGUGAAACAUCACUGUUCAGUUGAUUUUAGCUUUUUUCUGGAUUUCAUAGUAAAGUUGAUUUCCUACAGACGGAUGAA
Messenger RNA from Salmo salar (Atlantic salmon), 4784 nucleotides. RefSeq lists its product as uncharacterized. Gene Ontology annotation, molecular function: dopamine receptor binding. The record is from RefSeq and is a predicted model, not a curated record. NCBI's taxonomy places the organism in Eukaryota, Metazoa, Chordata, Actinopteri, Salmoniformes, Salmonidae.